GCACAAAUAAUCAUGGAGCCGCCAGCUAAGAGGUCGCGGAAACUGCUAGAAGAUGAUUCGUCCAGUGACUCUGAGAAUGAGUCCGGGGGCGUUUCUCUCGGCGAUUCCGGAGCUGGAUUCAAGAUAAACGAAGAAUAUGCACGCCGCUUUGAACACAACAAGAGAAGAGAGGAGCUGCAACAACUUGAGGCCAAACUAGGAAAGUCCGAGGACGAAGAGGAAGAAUCCUCAGACGAUGAAGAAGAAGACGACGAUGCAGAACUGGCUACAGAGGCUGUGGAUGCCGAGAUUAUGGAGACCAUCAAGGCAAUUCGAUCAAAAGACCCGCGGGUAUACGACCAAAACGCGAAAUUCUAUCAUUCUCUCGAGGAAGAUGGCGCGGGACCUCAGAAACGAGAAGAAAAACAGAAACCAAUGACCCUCAGAGACUACCACCGAGAGAACUUACUGAACGGUGCCAAUGUCGCUGAGGAUGAAUCCGGUGCACCUAAGACGUAUGCGCAAGAACAAGAUGAAUUGAAGAGCGCGAUUGUCAAAGAGAUGCACGCCGCCGCCGAUGCAGAAGAGUCUGGAUCCGGCGAGGAAGAUGAAGGAUUUCUUGUCCGGAAAUCAGCACCUGAACAAGCCUCAAAGCACCAGGCCGCUCCUGAGCUAGAUGUUGAGAAUGCGGAUAAAGACCCCGAAACAUUCCUCUCCAACUUCAUGUCAUCCAGAGCUUGGCUACAGCGCGGCAAUUCCCUUCAGCCAUUUGAGUCCGAUGACGAGGAAGAAGAUGAGCGGGCAGAGGCCUGGGAAGAGGCGUACAACUUCCGCUUCGAGGAUCCCGGCAAGCUCAACAACAAGCUAAUUACCCACGCUCGUGAUACAACCAACAAGCAGUCUGUCCGCAGAGAGGAAAAGAGCGCCCGGAAGAAGCUCAGAGAGGCCGCUCGGGCUAAGAAAGAGGAGGAGAAGAAGCAACGUGAAAUGGAAAAGAACCGACUUCGCAAGCUGAAAAUGGCGGAGCUACAGGAGAAGGUCGACAAGAUCAAAGAGGUCGCGGGUCUUCGCGCGUCUGAGCUCACCGAUGAGGACUGGGUCAAAUUCCUGGAUGCCGCCUGGGAUGACAAAAACUGGGAGGAAGAGAUGCAGAAACGGUUCGGUGACAAUUACUACGCAGAGAAUGAUGCUGGCAGCGAGGAUGAAGGGGAUGGUAAGAAGAAAAUACCGAAGAAGCCCACAUGGGAUGACGACAUUGACAUCAACGACCUGGUACCCGACUUUGAGAACGAUGAAAAGCCUGCAGUUGAGUUGUCCGACGUUGAGAUGGAAGAUGUUGAAGAAAGUGGAACCAAGAAGAGCAAGGCUCAGGAAAAGCGAGAUCAGAAACGCGAGGCGCGCAAGGACAAGCUUCGUAUUGAAGAAGCGGUGGACCGCAACCUGGACCUUGACAUUUCACUCCUCCCCGGCGCAACAAAGAGAAGUGACGGUGGCUUCCGCUACCGUGAAACAUCUCCUCAGUCGUUCGGCCUGUCCGCCCUAGACAUUCUGAUGGCUGAUGACGCGCAGCUCAAUCAGUUCGCUGGAUUGAAAAAAUAUGCGGCCUUCCGUGAAGAGGAGAAGAAACAACGGGAUCGAAAGAGACUGGGCAAAAAAGCUCGGUUGAGGCAAUGGCGGAAGGAUACAUUUGGCAGUGAAGAAGGUCCGAGGGAGUUCGUUUUUGGCAACGAGAAGCCUUCUGCGCCCGAGCAGGACGAUACUGCAGAGAAGGUCGAUAUUCGAGAAGGGGAGCCUCGGAGGAAGAAGAGAAAGAGGUCAAAGAAGCAUUGAGGUAGAUUUUAUCUAGUUUGAUAUCCCCAGCCGUUUGUACUUAUGGAAUUUUAAAGUACAUCUAGUCUACUCAAUUCUUACAAUUCACUUGGCUGUUUA
Messenger RNA from Aspergillus nidulans FGSC A4, 1908 nucleotides. RefSeq names its product KRI1 family protein. The coding region runs from base 13 to 1809 and encodes 598 amino acids. Lineage: Eukaryota; Fungi; Ascomycota; Eurotiomycetes; Eurotiales; Aspergillaceae. The record is from RefSeq and is a predicted model, not a curated record. The transcript is spliced from 2 exons.